UCUGUUUAUAAACUUGGACUCAAUAGAAGUUCACAUUAAAGCCACAUCGACAUUUUUUGAGGAUGGUAACUUCAGGAUAGUGGAACAGAGCAUGCGCACUGCCAAAGCCGAUGACUGGCUGGAUGGAUGGAGUUACAUCCAUAAACAAACGACUAUCCUCGUGCAGGUAUACACACGGAGAUAUAAAGGCACUCAACGUACACAGCAUUACAUGUUAUGAAGAUUAAUUAAAUAUUAUAUUGAAAAUGCAAAUGAAUGCCAGAGAAUUUACCUAUUUAGAAGACUCAAGGAUACCCAUACCUGGUCUACCGGACAAAUCCUGGUUGUCACAGCGACAUCAAACAGAAAGCCAACACCUGCUAAGCCGUUCCUGUUAUAUUAGACACAUGGACUCUGCAAAAUGACUGAUGACUGAAGUCCUAUACUUAUCAUCCUAAACAAAUACACUGCAAAUAACUGCCUUACCUGAAACUGCCUUAAUUACUGGAUACUUUGCAACAAGGAACAUAUUACGCUAAGGCAAAACAAAAAAACAAAAGUGAGGUACAGUAUGCCAGAGGAAGUGUGCAAGUUUCAAGGUCAGUGUUAUCGUAAGCUGAAGAGAUCAUGUCUGAGGCGAGGAGCUCUGUUCCAAGAUCCAUUCUUUCCUCCUUCAGCUGAGUCACUGUUCUACAAAAGAACGCCCCCUCCAGGACUGACGUGGAAGAGACCCAGGGAACUGUGUAAAGACCCUCGACUAUUUGUGGAUGGAAUCAGCACAAGGGAUCUGCACCAAGGCAGUCUGGGUAACUGCUGGAUGGUGGCAGCCACAUCAUGUUUGGCAGCAGAAUCCUCACUCUGGAAGAAGGUGAUCCCAGACCACGCUGAACAGGAGUGGCACCCUAAGCGCCCGGAUCAGUAUGCUGGAAUUUUUCACUUUCGUUUCUGGCGACUGGGCCAGUGGACAGAUGUCGUGGUGGAUGAUCGUUUACCAGUCAGUGAGGAUGGAACGCUGCUCUUCUGUCGUUCUGCAACGCCACGGGAAUUCUGGAGUGCUUUGCUGGAGAAAGCCUACGCCAAGCUCAAUGGGUGUUAUGAGGCUCUAGAGGGAGGUAAUACAGCCGAAGCUCUAGUUGAUUUUACUGGUGGCGUCUCUGAGCCACUGAGUCUGAACCAGGUGGAGCUGAUUGACCACGCUGACCAGAGAAAAAUGCUGUUCCAGACACUAGCCCAUGCCCACAGUCACAAAGCACUCAUCACUUGUUCCAUUCGGCCAGCAGAAGGAGAGCAGGUAGAAUCAGUUCUAGACUGUGGACUGAUAAAGGGCCAUGCAUACGGUGUGACUGCAGUCAGGAAACUUCGUAUGUCAGAGACUCUGCACGGCAUAUGUAACGCAGGUCGUUUAUACAUGGUGCGGAUGAGGAACCCCUGGGGCACAGCAGACUGGACAGGAGCUUGGAGCCUUGGGUCUCCACAGUGGCAGCAUCUUAGCCGCAGAGAAAGGGAGAAGAUGGGCCUUAUUGUCCGAGAUGUUGGAGAGUUUUGGAUGGAGUUUGAGGACUUCUGCCGUUACUUCACAGACAUGGUGGUGUGUAGGUUGGCAGAAAAAUCCCUCCUCUGGCCACAGGCUCACUGGAAGGAGGUGUGCUGUCAGGGGGCUUGGACCUACGCAUCUGGGAUUCCACUUCCUUCCUCAUCUUCUUGUCGUCUGAACAUCAAGAACCAGAGGCCUUCAACAGGUCCCCAGUGGUCCAAACAAAGGCCAGCUCAAAGACUAGAUAAAAAAGAGCAAAGACUGAAUGAAAGAAAGAAGGAGGGACCAAUCCAAAGAGAAAAACAGAAAAAGAAAGAGAGUGCAGAAGUAAAACCAAAGCAAAUGAAGGGAGGAAAAGAGCGUGUGAACAGACAAGAAGGUGUAGGCAUGAGAUGGGAGAGGCAAAUUGACAGAAGAAGUCGAUGUGGAGGAUGUAUCAAUCACAGAGACACGUUUCUACACAACCCCCAGUUCAUUUUUGAACUGGUUGGAGAUGGGGCAGAGGUGUUGAUAAGUCUGCAACAGGAGGACAGGAGGAUGAAAAGGAGGGAGGGAAGUGGGGAGAACCUACCAAUCGGCUUUGAGGUUCUAAAGGUGGAGGUGAAUCGUGUGUGUCGUGUUCAGUGUUUAUGUGAGCAGGCUGCUAGCUCUGUGUAUAUGGACUCCCGUAGCGUCACUUUGCGAGUGACUCUCGGUCCUGGACGCUACGUCAUCCUCCCCACUACUUUCCAGCCUGGUGCCACUGGUCGGUUCCUUCUGCGUUUUUUCUCACACUCGCAUGUGCACCUCAGGGAGUUGAAGGAAGAGCUACCUGCUCCUUCAUUGUGGCAGUGUUGUUUUCCUGAGCCCAGCGCUGUAACUACAGUUCAUCUGCUCAAAGCAUCUGGCCUUAGCCAUCCCAAACAAACAGCUCCUGAUGUGUAUGCUGUCAUCCGGUGUGAGGAAGACUCUGUCAGGACUAGAAUUUUCAAAAAAGAUGGAAGCCCUGAAUUCAACACCAAAGCCAUCUUUUACAGCAGGAACCCAAAGUCAAAAAUCUCUAUUGAGCUGUGGAGAAGAGGCGUAUUGUUGGACUCAUUCCUGGGUGGAGCACGACUUCAGACAGGAGGAAAUGAACGAGGACAAAACAGAGUGAUUGACUUGCAGGGUGGCCAAUCACAGGGCUGUGUUUUUGUAGAGACCUCCUCCAGCCAGUGUCUGACAGACCUGUGACUGACAGGCAUGCUCAAGGUAAUGACUGAUGAUAUAUCAUCA
This is a messenger RNA of Ctenopharyngodon idella (grass carp), 2767 nucleotides long. Its product is annotated as calpain-5-like. Gene Ontology annotation, cellular component: cytoplasm. The transcript is spliced from 14 exons. Lineage: Eukaryota; Metazoa; Chordata; Actinopteri; Cypriniformes; Xenocyprididae. Gene Ontology annotation, molecular function: calcium-dependent cysteine-type endopeptidase activity. Bases 551 to 2725 code for a protein of 724 amino acids. Gene Ontology annotation, biological process: proteolysis. The record is from RefSeq and is a predicted model, not a curated record.